AUGGAGGACGAGAUUGACUUCGACAGAAAGUCCUUGGCGAAGAUUUUCGACAGAAUCGACAAGGAUGGAAGCGGACAGCUAUCUCUGCAGGAACUCAUUGAAGGAGCCCGCAGCGAUCAAGAUUUUCAAAGCCGCCUCCGCGUGAUGGAUAUCGACGAGCAAGAUUUGGAGCAGCUCUUCCACAUGAUAGACCAGGAUCAAUCCGGAACUAUCGAGGUGACAGAGUUCAUCGGCCCCCUGUCCCGGUGGGCACAUGACUCCAAGACGGCCCCCCGCUUUAUCAAGUAUAACAUGCUCCAGGCAAUGCACCUCCAGGAAGAUCUUUACGAUCUUGCCGUGGGGUCCUUCCAGCAGUUGGCAGCCAGGAUAGAAGACUUGUCUCAUCAAAUCCAGGUGUUGAAAACCGGAGACCUGUCCCUUGCAGCAGCCCAGACGUCAGAGCAUGAAGGAUUUCAUCCUGAUGGUAGUAAGUCGGACAUGUUGACCUCCGAGAUUCACGCGCAAGGCGGCCAGGAGAGUCCAGUCAGUGUCGAAGAUCGGCACAUCAUUAAGACGAAUAUCGAAGCCAUGCUUGAGUCUGCGAUGUCCAGGCUUGAAACCAAGUUGGAUAUCAUGCUUGCCGACGAUCACAUCAGACCGAGAGAUUUGUUACACAUAGGCGCCGGACAUGAUGAGGGCCGAGCUAGGUACCGGAAGGGCAAGAAGAUGCUCCACCCGGAAGCCUUCCGCAGCAUGUACCUGAAUCAUGGCCGCCAAAUUUCGUCGAUCGCCCCUGCAGAUUCUGGCGAGAGAAGCAGGAAGGUCUACUUCGGGGAGAACGGUUCUCCCGUGUUAAUUUCUGAACAGCUCGGUCCUUUGUCGUCAACAGAUGCUGCUGCUGCUCAUUUCCCUGCAGCCGGCAGGUCUGCGGACACUUUUAAAGCCUUUUCUGUUAACAUCUCACCUAUACAGACUGUAAAAAUGUAA
Messenger RNA from Symbiodinium sp. CCMP2592, 966 nucleotides. The record is from the annotation of a GenBank genome assembly. NCBI's taxonomy places the organism in Eukaryota, Dinophyceae, Suessiales, Symbiodiniaceae.